Paramecium pentaurelia is the source of this 2880-nucleotide messenger RNA. NCBI's taxonomy places the organism in Eukaryota, Ciliophora, Oligohymenophorea, Peniculida, Parameciidae. The record is from the annotation of a GenBank genome assembly.
AUGUAAUUUUUUACACAUUUUAACACAAUAUUAUAUUGUUUAUCAUUUCUUGGUUUCAAUUAUACUGGAAAUACAAGUGGCCAGGAAGCAUAAAUAUUAUUUAUUAUUGCUUGGCCUUUUUGUCUUAAAUUGACUACAUUUUUUAAAGCAAGAUUGUUUUGUAAUUAAUUUAGGUUUCUAAAUUAAAAGUUCAUAUUUAUCCAUUAUUUCUUUACUCAUCAAUAAUAGUAAUAUAACUUAAAAUCUGUGUAUUUUAAAUAUUCUCUUUAAGAAACCUAGAGUUACAACCUUACGAAAACAGAACAAACUAAAUUGCCUAAUUAAUAAUUUCAAUUUUAAUUGUGCAAAUUAUUUGAUCAUGUUCCUGAAAAAUAACUACAUUUAUCUUUAUUGUUACUUUUAAAAGAAUAUUUUACAGCUUAUUAAUAUCAAUUAAGUAAACCUUCAAGAUAAUCUAUAAUUUCUCAUGCUAGAUCUAAAAUAUUGAAAUAAAUAGUUUUGAAUGAAUUAAGGAAUUAGAUGCUGACUAAUAAUUCAAUCUAAUUAAAUAAUAUCUUGAUUGAUAGCUUAAUCUCUGUUGAAACGUAGAGUAUUUAAUAUUCAGAAUAAUUAAUUCAUUGCUGUUAGAAAAAAGUUGACUUUCAUCAAAUAUGCUUGAGUAAUAGGAGAAAAAGUGACAUAUAAAAGUAAGCAAAUGAAAUAGUUGAAUUAUUUGAAAAUACAAUUUUCUAAAUUGAAGAUUCCUACAAAAAAUAUCCUUUAAUAAGAUACUAAAGAUGUCUGUCUUUUGGCUAUGCUGAAUUAUGCAACGACAUCUUGCUUGCAAUAAGAAUAAUGAAUUAAUCUUCAUUUCCAGAUGAAUUUAUAUAUAAUAAAAUCUUAACUUUAAACUCAGAUUUUUUAUCCUAUAAAUCAAUCUAUUUAAUCACUAACUUAGAGAAUUAAAACGUUAUUAAAGUAUCUUCGAAUUUUCAUGAAAAAAUUAAAGAUAAUAUUUAAAAUAUUAUGGAAAUUGUUCCUAAAGGUAUUUAAGAACAUCAUUAAGAAAUGGUUUAAUAAUUCAUAAAAACAGGAAAAUCUAAUUUUUUCUAAAAAGCCACUUAAACUAUUUAUUAGGAUAAUUUAAUAAUAAAACCUAUGAUUUUAAUGAAUGAUGUGAUUAUUUAAGAUAAUAGUUUUCACGCAAUAUCAAUUGGAACUCUUUUAGAUGAAGAAUAAAUAAUAUUAAUUAUUAAUGAUAAAUCUAAAGUAAGUAGCUUCAGUUAAGGAUUCUUGGAUUAAAUUAGUUUAGAAUUUAAAGAUUCUACCUACAUUCUAGGAGUUGAUAUAGAAUUAAUUAUUCCACAGUUUACGAAUAUUUCUCAGAUAUCAUAACCAUAAUAUAUUGAAAUUAAAUUACCAAACUUUUCCUUACUUUAAACUUAAUAAGUCUUUAAUAGUAAAGAAAGCAACAAAAAAUCUCAUCAUUUCAUCCAAAAAGAUAUCUGGUAGGAUAUGUCAAGAUUGAAUACAUUUAUAUCCUUAUGUAUAAUUGAAAAAUCUGCAUAUAAUUAUUAUAAGAUAAGAUUCAGUUAUAUAAAAUGUAUAAAUAAAACCAUAAUAUUUCCUAAUUCAAUGAGAACCCAAUAAAAACUAUCAAUCAAUUGUUUUGAAGAGGUCGAAGAAUAAGUAAACAUAGCUGUUCCAUAUGAUCAAAUAGAUUAAGAGUGUAAUUUCGGUUAAAAAUAAGAUAUGUUAAAUACUGUUAGAUAUGAAUAGACAUUGACUUUGAUAAAAUAUGAUGAUACAAAAACAGAUGGAAACAAAAAGAUAGUAUAAUCAACAUAGAAAUAUGAGGAAAACUCUAUUGAUAGAGAUAUGAAUUAAAUUGCAAAAAGUUCAACUUUUAAUAAUGGAAAAAUCAAAUAGAAUUAUGAAAUGAAAUUUUAUUAGAAAUAUUCUUUAUUCGAAAAAAUAAGACAUAAAAAUAACCUAGUUCAAACUGAAAAAAUGUUAAUAGUGGUGCUAACAUUACAUCAACUUUUAUUUUUUCUUUAAAUCUUAUUAACUUUUAUUGAUUGUAUAAAUUUACUAAAUUUCAACUUAAAUGAAUUAGAAUUAUUAAAAAUAAAAUAUGAUUUAUUCUAACCAGUUGAAACAUUUAUUGUUACUAGAUAUACAAUUAUCAAUUAUAAUAAUCAAUUUGCAGCAAAAUAACUCACCAAACCUUAAUUAGACUUUUAUUUAAAAUUUCCAAAUUCUAAUUUAAAUCUAGGAUUUGAUGAUGUAUAUUAAAAUUAAGAAGCUAUUCUUAAUAAAUUAGAAUUACAAUCAUUUCUAUCUGAAGUUUAUGAAAUUUAUAUUUAUGUAAAAACAGAUAUUGGUGAGUUGUACAAUAUAACUAUGAGAUAAGCCCUAAGCAUAUUAAUAAACUAUUAAUAUACAUUUAAAGCAGCAUAUGUCUAUGAUGGUAGAACAGUUACAGAUUCUCCUUAUAUUUUUUAUUCAUAUCGUAACUUACUAACUUUAUACAAUUCAUUUGAUUUAUUAAAUAAGAAUUUAUACUCUUAAGCAAUACUUAGAAUAUCAGAUGAUUUUGAAAAAGAACUAUUUUUAUUCUAUCCUUUUCUUAUUUAAUUCAUUCUUAUUUUUGGAAUUGAAUUGUAUUAUGAUUUAAAAAAUAAUAAGAUUUUAGGCAAAUUUGUUUAUUUAAUUCUCUAUAGUCAUUCAGUACUCAUUUUAUAAGAAAUAAGAAAAUUGACAUGUUAUAUUGAUUAUUACAUUAAUAAUCCUGAAAAAUUAUUUAAAUAUAAAUUUAAUAUUGAAGAAAAAGAAAAGGAAUUAUAAGAUACUUAAUAACUUAAUUAAGAAAUUAUUUAAUAAAAAAAAUNUAAUGAAUGA